Messenger RNA from Platichthys flesus (European flounder), 8457 nucleotides. RefSeq names its product A disintegrin and metalloproteinase with thrombospondin motifs 7. Gene Ontology annotation, molecular function: metalloendopeptidase activity. Gene Ontology annotation, biological process: proteolysis; extracellular matrix organization. The coding region runs from base 347 to 5818 and encodes 1823 amino acids. NCBI's taxonomy places the organism in Eukaryota, Metazoa, Chordata, Actinopteri, Pleuronectiformes, Pleuronectidae. Gene Ontology annotation, cellular component: extracellular matrix. The transcript has 24 exons. The record is from RefSeq and is a predicted model, not a curated record.
GUUUCGGAGCUGUCACUGGCUCUCGGGAGGAGACAGAUGGAGGACAGAGGGCACCGCCACCCGUGAGCAGACGAUCCCACCGACGCACAGACAAAAGAACCGAGGACGCAACAAAGACGCACGGCGGAGGAGCGCGAUGUCCGGGCCUGAGUUGGAGAAGUUGGUCGGGACAGUCAGAGUUUAGGUGCAACAAAGGAACGAAGAAGAAGAAGAAGAAGAAGAAGAAGAAGUAGAAGAAGAAGGAGAAGUUCAUUAAACGCAGAUGGAAGUGAUUUGAGUUUUCCAGUCGACGCGGUGUGUGAGAGGCGUUAAAUGUUUCUCCAGCGCAGCCCAGCGUCCUGACAACAUGACCCGGUUGGAGUGCGGGCGUCACGCGUUGGGACGAAGAGUGUCCCCCCUUCUCUUCUUCAUCGCACUUCUGACGCUCCUGCAAACCUGCAACACGCUGGGAGCAUCACCGGAAGCAGAGGGAUUUCUGCAGGAUCUGCCGCAGUAUGAAGUGGUGCGCCCCACUAGAGUGGAUGCCAGAGGUCACUUCCUGUCCAACUUCCUGUCGCACCACGCUCGCAGAGUGCAGCGGCGGGAAGCCUCGGAGGGACCGGCCGGCUUGGAUCGAGUCUUCUACCAGUUGUGGCACGGCGGCCACAGCUUGAACUUUAACCUCACCCUCAACCCUCACCUGCUGGCUCCAGGCUUCCUGACGGAGAGGAGGUACGGUGGCCUGGAGGGCGCCCAGAUCCGUCCCGCUCGAUCCUCCCAGUGUUACUAUCUAGGAGAAGUGUGGGACGGGGCCAGUGUCAAAGGGAACGCAGCCAUCAGUACCUGCGAUGGACUGACAGGACUGUUCAAGUUGUCCGAUGAGGAGUUCUUCAUUCAGCCUCUGGAGGAGUCGAGCGAGGAGGCGGCGGCGACACAGGCCCACGCCAUCUACAAACGCCACGCCCCCCCUCCCUCCCGGAGUCCACUCGUACAGACGAUCUCAGGGAAUGAAGCGCUCAACGGAACCUGCGGACUCAAAAAUUCCCAUCACAGUGUUGAAGAGCUGGAGCGGCAGCGGGAGCGCUGGGAGCGCCGGCAGCAGAGGAAAAGGAGAAUCCGUCAUCGCUCAGUCAGCAAAGAGAAGUGGGUGGAAACGCUGGUGGUGGCUGACCCCAAAAUGGUGGAGUAUCAUGGGAGCAAAGCUGUGGAAAGUUACGUCCUCGCCAUCAUGAACAUUGUGGCGGGUCUGUUCAGAGAUGCCAGUAUCGGAAACGCAGUCAACAUUGCGGUUGUUCGCCUCAUUCUUCUGGAGCAGGACGAGGACGAGUUAAAGAUCACGCACCACGCCGACAACAGCCUGAGCAGCUUCUGUAAGUGGCAGAAGAAACUGAACAUGAAAGAGGAGCACCCGCUGCACCACGACGUGGCCGUUCUGAUCACCAGGAAGGAUAUCUGCGCUUCCGUCAACAAGCCCUGUGAGACUCUGGGUCUGUCCCACGUGGCCGGGAUGUGUCAGCCGCAUCGCAGCUGCAGCAUCAGCGAGGACACGGGCCUCCCGCUCGCCUUCACUGUCUCGCACGAGCUCGGACACAACUUUGGGAUUCAGCAUGAUGGCAACGGUAAUGACUGUGAACCCAUUGGAAAACAACCUUUCGUCAUGUCUCCACAGCUCUUGUACGGCACCUCCCAGCCCAGGUGGUCGCGCUGCAGCCGCCAGUACAUCACCCGCUUCCUCGAUCGUGGCUGGGGCUGGUGCCUGGAUGACGCCCCGGUGAAGGACAAACUGACAGUGAACGCGUUGCUUCCUGGGGUUCUGUACAGCGCCGCUCAUCAGUGCCGGCUGCAGUACGGAUCUGGGUCCCGGCUCUGUGAUGACAUGGACAACGUCUGCAGCACUCUGUGGUGCACGGUGGGAACGACCUGCCACUCAAAGCUGGACGGGGCGGCGGAUGGGACGAGCUGCGGUGAGGACAAGUGGUGUUUCAGUGGGGAGUGUGUACCGUUGGGAUUCAGCCCUGAGAGCAUCAACGGGGGCUGGGCGGCCUGGAGCGAGUGGUCGGCCUGUUCCAGGACGUGUGGUGCCGGCGUCCGGGGCGCUGAAAGGGACUGUGACAACCCAGUUCCCAAGAACAGAGGGAGGUAUUGUCUGGGAGAGCGACGGCGUUACAAGGUGUGCAACAUCUCCCCGUGUCCCCCCGACCUGCCCUCGUUCAGGAGCGUCCAGUGUGCGCACUUCAACAGCCUGCCGUACAAGGGCACGUUCUACAAGUGGGAAUCAGUCAUCAACCGAGUGAACCCUUGUGAGCUUCACUGCCGUCCACUCAACGAGAACUUCUCUGAGAAGAUGCUGGACGCCGUCGCCGAUGGAACACCGUGCUUCGAGGGCAACAAAAGCCGGGACAUGUGCGUCAACGGCAUCUGCAAGAAAUUAGGCUGCGACUACGUGAUCGAGUCGGGCGCCGUGGAGGAUCGCUGUGGGGUUUGUCAUGGCAACGGCUCGACCUGUACCACUGUGAAGAAGACGUUUGAGGAGAGUGAAGGACUCGGCUAUGUGGAUAUCGGACUGAUCCCAGAGGGAGCCUGGGACAUCCGGAUCGAGGAGGUGGCUGAGGCUGGUAAUUUCCUGGCGCUACGAAGCGACAACCCAAACAAGUACUUUCUGAACGGCGGCUGGACGAUCCAGUGGAACGGCGAGUACAAGGCAGCGGGGACGGUUUUCACUUAUGUGAGGACGGGACACCUGGAGAACCUGACGUCUCCCGGGCCCACCAUGGAAUCCCUGUGGAUUCAGCUUCUCUUUCAGGAGACCAACCCAGGAAUCCGGUACGAGUACGCAAUCAGUCAAAAUGCCUCACAGGACAACAACCCAGUUUUCUACUGGAAAUAUGGUUCAUGGACCGAGUGCAGUGUCACCUGUGGAACAGGUGUUCACGGGCAGAUUGUUCACUGUGUGGAGAAGACAACUGGGAUCGUGGAGGAGCAGUUCUGUGACCCCUCAACCCGGCCCGACGAUAACCGAACCAGCUGUAACAAGGAGCUGUGUCCAGCCAUAUGGUGGGUUGGGGAGUGGCAGAGGUGCUCAGCCAGCUGUGGGAGCUCGGGCCUGUCUAAAAGGACCGUGCUCUGCGUCCAGGCCGUGAGUGUGGAGGAGCAGAAAGCCCUGCAGCCCAGUGACUGUGAACACAUGCCCAAACCUGAGUCUCUGUCCUCCUGCAACACAGACAUCCCCUGCCCAGCCGACUGGACCACUGGCAGCUGGUCAAAGUGCUCACUGACUUGUGGAGCUGGAGCUCGUCGGCGUAACGUCACCUGCUCCAGAAACACCGGCAUCGACUGCGACCCCCAAAAGAAACCCGUGUCCGUCGGCCCCUGUAACACUCAGGACUGUCCGCCGGUUGUGGAUAACUUUGGCGGUCUCGACUGGUCGGGCAGCGGCUGGCCCAGCAGGGAGGUGCUCAACGAAAUCAACUCCAUACCCCAAGUUAAACCUCCGUCCAAGUACAGCACCACCAGAGCCCAGCCGAGAACUCAUAAUGACCUCAACAACGCUGUGGAGGGAGAUUUUCACUACCACAACAACAUUGAGAAUACAAAUCACAAGCCUGUCCAAGUGGAUGAUUUCUACUAUGACUAUAACUUCAUCAACUUCCAUGAGGACUUGUCGGACGACUUUGAUGGGAAAGAUCUGGAGGACGGUCGCAGGUUGGAUCCCCGACAGGAGGACACGUCAACCCGCAGCACGAAUGACAACGCCCCCAUGGAAAGUACGAGAGCUCCCACGGCUGCUUCAGACGUUUUUACAAUUUCAAAGGCCACUGCCCACACAGUGAACGCUGAAGAGCCGCAGAGCACAAAGGUGGACAAUGUGAGGGACGGUGGAAACGAGUCUGCAUCAACGAAUUCUGAAAAUUUGGACGACUACUUCUCUGAAGAUUAUCUCCUCCCCGUGUCUGCUACCCGCUCUCCGCCCCCGUCUACAACUCAGCGUUCACAAACGCCAAAGGAGAGAGAGGACGAUGUGUGGUGGCCUGAAAACAUGAGCUCAAGUCCCAGUCUGGGAUCCACUACAGAGGAGCCGACACAGGAUGUAACACGGAGACAAUACGUGGAGGAGUAUGACAACAACUACGACUAUUUCCCAGAGGAAGAAACUCACUCUGAGGAUGUCACUGUGACUCCAACACAUCCUGCUCCUGCUCCCAGACAACAAACAGUUGUUAGCACUACUGUCGCCACAACAGUGAGCAGACAGGAGGUGGAGAAAGGUGAUUACUAUUAUGAUGCGUACAGUUACAAUGAAGAAAGAACACCAGGCCCAGAUAUCUCUGCAGAAUCAGACUAUGACGAGAAUCCAGAACCUCCCACGCCAGAAACUAUAAUUCAUGUUAAGACACAAGUCCAGCUGGAUGAGGGCCCUUCAGAAAUACCUCAAACAACCAGUCGACCAACAUUGAUUCCAACGACCUUCCCAUCGGGGGAUCUGAACUCGGAUCAGACUCAUUUUAACAAGGUACAUGCCACUAGUGAGGGAGAGUCCUGGGACUCUGACCUUGACCUCAGCACAACCUCGAGUCCUUCCCCUUCUCCCAGUCUGUACACCUCAGGUCACCGAGAGGCCUCCGAUGACUCUACAUCAUUAACUGGUUCAAACAUCAGACCUCCUACCAACCUAGAGGGAGCCACUCAACCUCCACCUGCUGGUUUCCUUCCAGCUGAGAUGGAAGAGAUACCGACACAACCUGCUUUCACUGGGACAACUGGAACCUCCUCCACGUCCCAACCUCCACCCUUUGAUUUAGCUGAUUUCGACUACAAUGACAUCCUCGCCCCCCCGAUGGUGAGGGGCAGCGACCCUGGCUCUUCUCAUCACUUCCCGACGACCUCUGCAACGACCCCUGAACUCACCUCACCUCCUCUGCAGCCACAUCUUCCAGGUCCGACAUCCCCCCGAACUUCAGCUGCCACGCCACCCACCACCGCUGCCCACUGGCUCGCCAGCAACUGGAGCGCUUGCUCCACCAGCUGUGGUCUCGGUGCGAUCUGGAGGAGUUUGGCCUGUAGCACUGGCUCCGACUCCGACUGCGACCCAGCCAAGAGGCCCGCUCCGGCCCAGAGGUGCUACCUCCGCCCCUGCUCCAUGUGGAAAGUUGGGGAAUGGAGCAAGUGCUCCGAGAACUGUGAAGGUGGCGUUAAAUCCCGAGAGGUCCAGUGUUUUGACAUGAGGGAUCAGAGGCCCCUCCGACCUUUCCACUGCCGGGCCAUGUCCUCCAGGCCUCACACCCAAAUACCCUGUGAGGUUCAGCCCUGUCUCAACUGGUACUCGUCCUCCUGGGGUCAGUGCUCUGAAGUGUGCGGAGGAGGCGAGCAGCAGCGUAUAGUCACAUGUCCUGAAGAGGAUCGAUGUGACAGGAACCUUCAACCCAGCAACAUCCAAUCAUGUAACAGCCAGCCGUGUGCUCAGUGGCUCACUGGAUCAUGGGGACAGUGUUCGGCCUCUUGUGGCGGCGGAGUUCAGCACCGACUCAUCGAAUGUGUCGACACUAAGGCUGAGACAGAAGAGGAAGUGGAUCAGGCUCGGUGCGACCACGAGCCGCCGCCUGAGAGCACCCACAAGUGCAAUUUACAGGAGUGCGAGAGCGCCCCCUCUGGAGCAGUUUGUCUUCGGGACCGGCUGACAUUCCGUUUCUGCCACACUCUCCGCGUGCUGGGCCGGUGCCACUUGUCCAACGUGCGAGCGCAGUGCUGCAAAACCUGCAGCCAGCGUUCCCGGCCCAGCGGAACAUCUCCCGCUGAGGUGCAACAACAAAACCCCCACUCACACCCCAGCGCGGGACACUGACUGCCCCACUGAGUGAUGAAAAGUACUGAAAAGUUUUAAAGUCGACAAUCUGAGCCUCCUCCUCUUGUCUUCACAACUACAGACACAUCAUGAAUCAGUCAUAUUCCAAAACAGCAAAAAUUUGGAACCAAUUAUACAAUCGAAUGAGGCUGUAAGAAAUUGGAAAUAUAUAACGAAUCGUAGCCUUUUCUCUUAGUUAAACAAUGAUAAUGUAAACAUAUGUUUUGCACUUAUUAUUAUUGUUAUUGUUAUUAUUCCGUCUGGACAGAUUUAAUGAAUCAAUAUGUCUUUGUAACAGAUGUGGUGCUACAUGAAAUAGAAGAGUCGCCCUGAAAUGUAGCCAGUGUCAUAAUACAUCAAUUCAUGUGUAGAUAAACCACUUAUUAACCGUUGGUACAAUGCUUUCAAGUUAUUGACAGCAGCAGAGAGUGUAUAGAUUGAAUCAGGUAUAACAUUCCCUAUGUGGUUUUACGUUAAAUGUGGUACAAGUUCAAUAAGUGGUGCACAAGCUCCUUGUGUGACGUUAAUAAAACAGCUGACCGCUCGCUAAGCCCUGCCCCCCCCUCCUCUUAGAUUAAGAUGCUAUGUGCCUGUCAGGCUUUACAUCACCUGCAACAGUGGUUUUGAAACAACGUGAGCUGGAUUUCAGGAAGAAGUUGACAAAAGCCCCUGCGAAGAAAGAAAUUACAAAACACAACUUGUUGGGAAGAAGGGUGAAACUAGGCUGUCACUCAGCCCAGCACACGUCUCCACCAAGGCCAUGAAUUCAAUCCCGCUGUGCCACAUUUCACACACUCAGAUUCUAUAAAUCUUUUAUGAAUGACUGUUUUUCAUCAAGAUCCUUGAGUUAUUCCCUGGGGAAAUAGUGAAAGGGUGACCAAGAAAAAUGUUCUAUGUGUCAACGUUACAGGAGAUGAGAAAAACAUCCUCCUGUCUCAUCCUCCCACCAAGUUUUCAGAUUCUGUGGUUUUUUUGUGCUGACAAACAAAUAUAACUAGGAUGUCAGUCAGUAAAGUUCAUACCGCUUCAUACCUCUGUGGAGGCCCAACAGUCCCUAUAGAUUAAAUCAAACUGUAACACAUUUCAAACACUCAUAGAUUUUAUUAAUAUUUCAUCAAUGAUAUUUAUUCAUCAAGAUCCAUUAAUUAUUCCACCAAGACUCUUGGAAAUACAUUCAGUUGUCUGUGUGUCGUCUUGCUCAUAAACAAACACACAAAUCAACUAGUACACAAUCGGACAGUCAGAGAUAUUAUCUGAGUUCAUCCACAGCUUGAGAGUUUCCGCUCCUAAGCUGUGAUUGGUCAGUUGAUGUCUGGUGGAGCAGGUUUUAGCAAACGGUCAGUUAAAAAACAUCCGAUGUCCACAGCAGCUUGUAAGAGUCCUUUCCUGGUUUUUAAAGCCAAUGUAUCAGUUACAGUUGAUGUAAACUUCUUUUUUUUUAUGUCACAAAGUAAAAUGUGAUUUGUGAAAAGUGGAGGUGCGGGAGAUUCUUGGUGCUCGAGGCCACGCAGGUCGGGUAUUGGCAGGGCCAGUGCCUCAUCUACUUGAAUAUUGGGUCAUUUGAUGUCAAUAUGUGUUUAUUAACCACUUGAUUUGAAAUGGAGUCAAAUUCAGCAUUUCAGAAUAAAUGUGUUUUUUAGAAGCAAUUGUGAAAAUGUUUAAAGUGACACAUCAUAUUUGGUUGAAUAAGUCUUUAUUAUGACUUAUUCAACCUGAUCCUUGUAGUUUCCGUUGUGUUAUUGUAUUGGCUCCUUCGUCUGUUGUGCUUCUUCAUACAUUCAGAAAAAAAUCCUCACUGACACUCACUGUGUGUGUGUGUGUGCUCUUGUACAGCUUCUUUGUGAGGACCAGUUUGAGUCUACAACCUACGGAGGACCUCACUUUUCCAAAAUGUCCUCACUUUGUGACCCCCUUUAAUGGACUGUUUGGGGGUUAAGACUUGGUUUUAGGGUUAGGGUUAGACUUAAGUUAAGGUUAAGGGUUAGGUUAAGCAUUUAGUUUGGAUGGUUAGGGUAAGGGGCUUGGGAAUGCAUACCAAUUAGUGUCCUCACUAAGAAGCUGUACGAACACGUGUGUGUGUUGCACUUAAGUCUUUGCAGCAGGAAUUGAAAAGUAGCUCAGACUCAUCAAUGCCGCCGCCUCCAGGCAACCUCCUAUAUUUCUAUAUAUUGGACGAAAAAUUAAUUGCAUGAGGAAAAAAUAGAUUAGAAAGAAUCUAUUUUCUUUUGUGAAAAUAGAUUGGAUGAUAUUCUACCAUGAAUCCAGCCGUGUCUGUGCUGCUCUAACUUUUCUGUGCUGGUGGAGACGAUUGUUAACAAACAUCUGGAGUUAUUUUCUGUAACUAUUGAAGCUAAACUGAUGUCAGACGUAACAAAACCUCUCUGUUGACCGACGUACGCUGUGUCCUCAGGCAACAAUCACCACCGGAACCAAAGUGUGGCGACAUCUCACAGUUACAAGUCAUUCUUUAUUAGGUAUUAUUAUUUGAUACUGUGUAGUUCUAAUGUGUAUUAAAAGUAAAAUAUAAAUAUCUUGUCUACAUAUAUUAUGUAAAUGGUUAAUCAAUAUAUUAUAUAUAUAUAUUUGUUUGAAAUUGGUUCUAAAUUCUACUGUUAAAACAAGUAAUUGGAUCAUCAUCA